UAUAGCCGGUGUUCUCCAAAUGAGCCUACUAGUUACUACGUAGUACUUACUACGCGUGCAUACAUUUGACAGGUUCAGCGAUUUUAGAACUUUCUCUAGGACUAAGGAAACGCAGUUUCCUUGUCAAAACAAUAGUUUAUUCACUUGUCCUAUAUAUACAAAUCCGUUUUUGUCCAAAGUUGACUAAUUUAAAGGUCAAAAUGGAAGUGAGCCGUGAACGCAGUGAUUCGUCUGCUUCGGAGUUUGAAAUUGUGGAUGAUCUGCCACAGGAUGAAAAUCCCACAGCCCUUCUUCAGGCUGAACCAGAUGGGUUUAUGACAGAACAAUCUCUGAAAGCGGAUCAAUGCCGUCGCACUCACCCCGUUUCCGAGAAUCUGUGGGAACUCAAAGGUGAGGUUGAUUUUCAGACUGAAAGAGCUGACGAGGAAAAGGAAAUAUCCACCCAGCAUUCCCAAAGCACAACGGUCGCCACGCCCAGUACGCCUCUUUCGAGCUGUAUCACCUUUUACGCAAACGAGGAAUCGGAAUCUUCAACGGCCGCAGCUGCCGAGCCUGAAGUAUCGGUACCUUCGGUUACUGAAGUUACGCAAGAACUUUCCGAAGCAAAAAUUGAACAUGCAAAUAAAAAAAUGAAAGAGUUGCCACUAUCAAAGCCCAGAGCAAGUGUUUCCCAGACUGAGGCAAAGUUACACAAAAUCUUCAAAAGUACGGCUACUGAAUCAGAAGAUGCAGGCGCAGAACGGAUACAAGGGCAAGAAUUAACUCCCGGAAAAGCAAGCAUAGUCGCGAUGCUUAAAGAGAAAAAUGUAUUUCCUGUUGGAGAAAUAACCGAUGACCUUUCAGUAGCGAUCAAAAGCGCUUCCGUUACGUACAUUUUUCACAAUGAUGACCGUGAUCGCAUCGACAGUCCGUCGAAGUGGAAUGAAUCUUUGCAAAGCUUCCUGGGGCUCAGUGACAGUCCGGACCACCAAAACGCGCUGUUCAUAUUUGUAGAUCCACAAAUGCGUAAUCCGCCACGCCUGUCCCCGACAAAGACUGCCGUUUGGUGUUACCGCUACGGAGAGCUAGUUGGUGAAGUCAUUAUGCAGGAAACUCAAGAACCUCCAGAAGCCACCGCAAAACCUCUAAAAACUCCCGAACAAGGGCAGAAACCAAAAAACCGCGGAGAUGUAGAGAUACCUUGUCCGGGAUCGCGAGAAAUGCAUGGUUGCUCAGCCGAAAAUCGCCGGUGGAGAUGUGCAGGGUGUGCUCAAGGUCUGGAAUACGGAUUCGAUGGAUUCUUCUAUUGCAACUGUGGUAAAGCUCCCGCAAGAGCUUUUGUAUUUCAUUGCGGGGAAAAGGUGCAUGGGAACGAGCACAUCGGAUUUCCGCCGGCGGUCAUGGACAGGUUGCUGCUGGAUAUACAGCCUUUUGACGAAAUCAACAUUCUGAUUCUAGGCGAAACGGGGGUUGGCAAAUCUACGUUCAUCAAUGGCUUUGCUAACUUCUUAACAUAUUCAAAUCUGGACGACGCCCUCGCCGAACCGGUGUAUCUGAUUCCCGCCCAUUUCACCACACUCAACGAACAUUUUGAAGAGCAGGUCGUCACAAUGGGCUCGAGCAGCAACGAAGAAAGCGUUUUGGGCCAGUCCGCCACUCAGAUGCCACGCAGUUAUGUCUUUAAGAAAGGUCACACAAUUGUCCGCCUAAUUGACACGCCCGGCAUUGGCGACACCCGGGGCACCGAACAGGAUAAAAAGAACUUCCAGUUCAUCAUGCAGCAUCUAGCAAAUUACGACAAAAUCAACGGCAUCUGCAUUCUUCUGAAACCCAAUAAUUCGCGCUUGAACAUUAUGUUUCGUUUCUGCAUCAAGGAGCUGCUGACGCAUCUGCACCGUGAUGCAUGCCACAAUAUCGCUUUUGUGUUUACCAACGCACGAUCGACGUUCUACCGUCCGGGUGAUACGUUUCCGAUUUUGAAGAAGCGAAUUAAGGAAUCUAACGGAGUGGAUAUCGAACUGAGCAGCGCGACAAUUUACUGUGUGGAUAGCGAAGCGGUACGCUUCAUGGCGGCCCUGAAGCAGGGCGUGACCUUUUCGCAAACAGAUGAAGAAAACUUUAUGAAGAGCUGGGAAAAGUCGGUGGAAGAGACAGAGCGAUUACUGAAGUUUGUCAUGACUCGAACACCCCAUGCGCUGCGUAAUACGAUCUCUUUAAACGAAGCUCGACGCCUAAUUCUCUCCUUUACCGAACCGUUGACACAUAUUACGAAAAAUAUCCAACUGAACUUGCAGUUGGCCGACGAUAAAGCAGCCGAGAUACGAGCGUUUGCCAGCAGCCGAGAAGCGUUGAAAGAAAAGCUCUUCGUUCCAAUCGUCGAUUUAGAAGCAACACAGCUGGGGUUCCCAAGAACCGUGUGUAUUGCGGAGAAGUGCAUUAAAAUGGUGGGUAACAAGGCGAAUUAUGUGACUUGGUGCCACGAUCACUGUUUUCUUGAGGGUGUCACUGUCAAUCAGUAUCCGCAACCGGAGUUACAGAAAUGUUCGGCAAUGCAGCGAAGCGGUGGUGUCAGUUGUGAACAUUGCGGAUGCAUUUGGGAGAAGCAUAUGCAUAUUACCUACGAAGUGCACGAAGUGGAAAAGCGUACAGUUGACGAAAACGUGCGGCGGAUGCUCCAGCAGAAGAACGGCCAGAUUGCCGCCGUUCAGACUAUGCUUCUGGACAUCGAAAAACGCAAGAAUGACCUGAAAUCUGAAGAAAAAGAAAUCCGCAGAGUGUCGGUGCGUUUUGGCUACUUCCUGAAGGAGAACGCUAUGCUGCCGUACAAUGACGCCAUGGAAGAGUACCUCCGUUACCUGAUUUCGGCGGAGCGCGAAAAAAUUGCGGUCGGUGCCAGUCGCGCUGUCCUGGAGAACUAUCAGAAUAUGCUAAACGCGUACCAAGAAGAGCGGAAAAUCCUGGAAGAAGCGAUGCAGGCGGGUAACCAUGAACAGCCAAUCACCGCCGAGGAAAUCACGAUGGCUAUGCGCUCGUUGUAUCGGCUGCCGCUCAAUGGACAAAAAAUUCGCCGCUCAAUGGACAAAAAAUUCGGGAGUUAG
Molecule: messenger RNA, 3077 nt
Organism: Paramacrobiotus metropolitanus
Lineage: Eukaryota; Metazoa; Tardigrada; Eutardigrada; Parachela; Macrobiotidae
Exons: 3
Coding region: 201-3077 (958 amino acids)
Source: RefSeq, a predicted model, not a curated record